This is a messenger RNA of Trichechus manatus latirostris (Florida manatee), 3739 nucleotides long. RefSeq names its product myosin binding protein C1 (gene MYBPC1). The transcript is spliced from 27 exons. The record is from RefSeq and is a predicted model, not a curated record. Gene Ontology annotation, molecular function: protein binding. Lineage: Eukaryota; Metazoa; Chordata; Mammalia; Sirenia; Trichechidae. The coding region runs from base 136 to 3555 and encodes 1139 amino acids.
CAGUAUAAAAGCACUGGAUUUCUCCCCAGCUGCUUGUCACACUGACCUGCACCAUCUCUCCACUGUCUGUGGGGCUUCUGUCAGCUAGUACUGGAGGCAAGAAAACUCUUUGGAAAAUAACACUUUACUGUGGUCAUGCCAGAACCCAUUAAGAAAGACGAUGAAGAGGAAACCACCCUGCCUAGUGCCUUACCACCAGAAUGGUCUAUAGGGGAAUCGCCUGCCAGUGAGGAACAAGACAAGCAGAAUGUCAAUUCUCAGUUGUCCACCCUGUUCGUUGAAAAACCUCAAACAGGAUCGGUGAAAGUUGGUGAAAAUAUUACCUUUAUAGCCAGAGUCAAGGCUGAAGAUCUUCUUAGAAAACCCACUAUCAAAUGGUUCAAAGGGAAAUGGAUGGACCUGGCCAGCAAAGCUGGGAAGCACCUCCAGCUGAAGGAAACUUUUGAAAGGCAAACUCGGAUAUACACAUUUGAGAUGCAAAUCAUUAAGGCGAAAGAGAACUUUGCAGGAAACUACAGAUGCGAGGUCACCUAUAAGGAUAAGUUUGACAGCUGUACUUUCGAUCUUGAAGUGCAUGAAUCUACUGGGACAACUCCAAACAUUGACAUCAGAUCUGCUUUCAAGAGAAGUGGUGACGGUCAAGACGAUGCAGGAGAACUUGACUUUAGUGGUCUCCUGAAACGUAGGGAGGUGAAACAGCAAGAGGAAGAACCCGAGGUCGACGUGUGGGAACUGCUGAAGAACGCGAAUCCCAAUGAGUACGAGAAGAUCGCCUUCCAGUACGGCAUCACCGACUUGCGUGGCAUGCUCAGGCGACUCAAGCGCAUGCGCAGGGAGGAGAAGAAGAGCGCAGCUUUUGCAAAAAUUCUUGAUCCUGCAUAUCAGGUUGAUAAAGGAGGCAGAGUAAGAUUCGCUGUGGAACUGGCAGAUCCAAAGUUGGAGGUGAAGUGGUAUAAAAAUGGCCAAGAAAUUCGGCCCUCUGCAAAAUACAUCUUUGAACACAAAGGAUGUGAAAGAAUCAUGUUUAUCAAUAACUGUUCACUGACAGAUGAUGCAGAAUAUUAUGUGACAGCUGGCGAUGAGAAAUGUACCACUGAGCUCUUUGUAAGAGAGGCUCCAGUUAUGGUGACCAAACAGCUGGAAGAUAAAAGUACUUUCUGUGGGGAGAGAGUGGAAUUAGAAUGUGAGGUGUCUGAAGAAGAUGCCAAUGUAAAAUGGUUUAAGAAUGGUGAGGAGAUCUACGCUGGUCCAAAAUCAAGGUAUCGAGUUAAAGUUGACGGCAAAAAACACACUUUGAUCAUAGAAGACGCAACAAAAGCUGACACCGCAGAAUACUCAGUAAUGACAACAGGAGGACAAUCAUCUGCUAAACUUAGCGUUGACUUGAAACCUCUGAGGAUAUUGACGCCUUUGACUGAUCAGACUGUAAAACUUGGAAAAGAAAUCUGCUUGAGGUGUGAAAUCUCUGAAUACAUACCAGGAAAAUGGACUAAAAAUGGCCUACCUGUUCAGGAGAGUGACCGUCUUAAGCUUUUUCACAAAGGAAGAAUACACAAGUUAGUGAUAGCCAAUGCCCUCAUUGAGGAUGAAGGUGAUUAUGUAUUUACACCAGAUGCCUACUCUGUUACUUUGCCUGCCAAAGUUCAUGUUGUUGACCCUCCUAAGAUCAUCCUGGACGGUCUUGAUGCUGAUAAUACAGUGACAGUAAUUGCAGGAAACAAGCUUCGUCUUGAGAUCCCAAUCAGUGGAGAACCACCUCCUACAGCCCUUUGGAGCCGAGCAGAUAAGGCUAUUAUGGAGGGUAGUGGCCGGAUAAAGGCAGAAUCUUACCCUGACAGCAGCACUCUGGUCAUUGACGUAGCUGAAAGGGAAGACUCAGGUGUUUACCACAUAAAUCUGAAAAAUGAAGCUGGAGAAGCACAUGCAAGCAUCAAGAUUAAAGUUGUGGACAUCCCUGAUCCUCCAGUGGCACCCAGUGUGACAGAUGUAGGAGAUGACUGGUGCAUCAUGCACUGGGAGCCUCCUGUCUACGAUGGCGGGUCUCCAAUCUUAGGAUACUUUAUUGAGAGAAAAAAGAAACAAAGCUCCAGGUGGAUGAGGCUAAAUUUUGAUCUCUGCAAAGAAACAACUUUUGAACCCAAGAAGAUGAUUGAAGGUGUGGCCUACGAGGUCCGCAUCUUUGCUGUUAAUGCCGUCGGCAUCUCCAAGCCCAGUAUGCCCUCCAAGCCUUUUGUUCCUUUGGCUGUAACCAGCCCUCCCACUCUUCUGGCUGUUGACUCUGUAACGGACAACUCUGUCACGAUGAAAUGGCGACCCCCAGACCAUAUUGGAGCAGCAGGUUUAGAUGGCUAUGUAUUAGAGUAUUGCUUUGAAGGAACUGACCACUGGAUAACUGCAAACAAAGAACUGAUUGAAAAGACCAAGUUCACCAUCCCAGAUCUGCCCACGGAUGCAAGGAUCUAUGUGCGCGUGAAGGCUAUGAAUGCGGCCGGCGCCAGCGAGCCUAAGUACUAUUCACAGCCUAUUCUCGUAAAGCAAAUCAUAGAGGCUCCAAAGAUUCGCAUCCCAAGGCACCUGAAGCAAACCUACAUCCGCAGAGUUGGAGAAGCCAUCAAUAUGGUUAUACCUUUCCAGGGAAAACCAAAACCUGAAUUAACUUGGAAAAAGGAUGGUGUGGAAAUUGAUAAGAAUGAAAUAAAUAUUCGCAACUCUGAGACUGAUACUAUCGUAUUUAUCAGAAAAGCAGAGAGGAGCCACUCUGGGAAGUAUGAUCUACAAGUCAAAGUGGGAAAAUUCACAGAAACCGCAUCGAUAGACAUCCAGGUCGUUGACCGUCCUGGCCCACCUCAAUUUGUGAAGAUUGAAGAUGUCUGGGGGGAGAAUGUUGCUCUCACAUGGACACCACCAAAGGAUGACGGGAAUGCUGCCAUCACAGGGUACACAAUCCAGAAGGCUGACAAGAAGAGCAUGGAAUGGUUCACUGUCAUUGAACAUUAUCACCGAACCAGUGCCACCAUUACUGAACUGGUAAUAGGAAAUGAAUAUUAUUUCCGGGUCUUUGCUGAAAACAUGUGUGGCCUCAGUGAGGAUGCAACAAGGACUAAAGAGAGCGCCCUGAUCGCCAAGGAUGGUAAAAUCUACAAAAAUCCAGUGUAUGAUGACUUCGAUUUCACUGAGGCACCCAUGUUUACUCAGCCUUUGGUUAACACCUAUGCUGUAGCUGGUUACAAUGCCACCCUGAACUGCAGUGUGAGAGGGAAUCCUAAGCCCAAAAUAACCUGGAUGAAAAACAAAGUUGCUAUUGUGGAUGACCCACGAUACAGGAUGUUCAGCAACCAGGGGGUCUGCACCCUGGAGAUUCGCAAACCCAGCCCCUAUGACGGUGGCACCUACAGCUGCAAAGCGGUCAAUGAACUAGGUGCCGCGGAGAUGGAGUGCAAACUGGAGGUGAAAGGUGGGCUUUCCUUCUGCAGGCUCCUCUUGCAAGGUGUGCCUCCUAACAUAAUUGAUUCAUAUUUGCGAGAUGUACAAUCAAGCACUCCUGAGGAAAACUAAGGGCCUGGGCACUGCCUCGCUGCACGCCACUGCUUUGAAAUCUGGUUGCAAUGAAAAAGCAUUUGCUGUUUUUCCACCAGGUGUCCAAGUGUGGUUGUUUUCUUUCCUCCUAAUGUUGAAAAAAAAAAAAGGUUUGCACAGAUUGCUUAAUUAAAAAUUGCAAACAAAAUUUCACAUGAAGUCA